CACCCAGAAAGCCAAUGAAGCUGUGAGGCAGUACCUGGAUCGAUUCAACAAGGAAAUGAUCUCUGUCAAGAACCUGGAUGUUCCCACAGCUAUCGAAGCAUUCAGGAGAGGACUAACCUAUAAAUCUAGAUUGUAUUAUGAAUUGACCAGGUACCCAUGUGGCACAUUCGAAGAGGUCAGGGCCAGAGCUAUGGCUGAGAUACGUGUCGAGGAGGACGAGGCGUCCAGGUACGUGAGCGAGCCUAGCUACGAUCGGAAAUCCCAGAACCAGAAGAAGACUGAUUGGCGCCAUCAGCCAUAUCAGAAGCGCGAAAGUAAUAACGUAGCCAGCAAGGCCACAGGAUAUACAUCCGUCCCAGCUAGAAGUUACCAGGUAGCAGCUACAGCAAGCAGGAACGAAGGGAGUUGAAUAAAUUCGAUUCAAAGAGCAUUGGAUACUGAUCAAGACCAAGUCAAGUAAUGCUGUUGCGCCUACAAAAUAGGGUUGACAGAGUCAUUAAGCAGAAGUGGAGAUACUCCUUGAUAUUAGGAGAUCAUGGCAUCAUAUUAGGAGAUUAGUUAUGCAACGUAAACAUGUAAAGCAACGUUACAAUAAAUGUAUGGAUAUAAAUAGGAGUAGAAGUAUUG
Molecule: messenger RNA, 627 nt
Organism: Beta vulgaris subsp. vulgaris (sugar beet)
Lineage: Eukaryota; Viridiplantae; Streptophyta; Magnoliopsida; Caryophyllales; Amaranthaceae
Exons: 2
Coding region: 56-409 (117 amino acids)
Source: RefSeq, a predicted model, not a curated record